CCUGUCAUCCUGGAGUGUGGGCACAAUUUCUGCUGAGCCUGCAUCACCCAGUGCUGGGAGGGAUCCGAUACAGACAUCUCCUGUCCUCGGCGCAGAGAAACUGUGCAACAGAAAAAAAACAGGAGUACUUGUGGCACCUUAAAGACUAACAAAUUUAUUUUAGCAUGAGCUUUCCAACAGGCAGCUGGGAAACAUGAUAGAGAUCGCCAAGUGGCUGAGUUUACAGGCAGCAAAGGGAACAGGAGGAGACGGGGUGUGUGGGGAACACCAGGAGGCUCUGAAACUGUUCUGUGAAGAGGAUCAAACCCCCAUCUGUGUGGUGUGCGACAGAUCCUGGGCUCACCGCACUCACAUGGUGGUUCCCAUCCAGGAGGCUGCCCAGGAGUACAAGGAAAGAAUCCAGGCCCAUUUGAAGACUCUGAGGGAAGAGAGAGAAAAGCUGCUGGGAUUGAAAGCAACUGGAGAGGGGAAUUGCCGGGAAUAUCUGAAACAAACACAAACCGAGAGGCAGAAGAUUGUGUCUGAAUUUCACCAACUG
Mauremys mutica (yellowpond turtle) is the source of this 538-nucleotide messenger RNA. Its product is annotated as zinc finger protein RFP-like. Lineage: Eukaryota; Metazoa; Chordata; Testudines; Geoemydidae. The record is from RefSeq and is a predicted model, not a curated record. The annotation marks the transcript as partial. Gene Ontology annotation, molecular function: zinc ion binding. The transcript is spliced from 3 exons.